AUGGACCUGAUCAAGAAUGCUGGACUAAUGAAGACAGUAAUAAAAUUCAACAAAUGUUAUGAAAAUCUGGUCAAGGAGUUUGUAGUGAACUUGUCUAAUGAUUGUGCUGAUGGAAGGUCAGCUGACUUUGAAAGUGUUUUUGUUAGAGGAAGAAGGGUCAAGUUCUCUCCAUCAGAAAUCAACAAGUUUCUUGGAAGAACAAAUGAGGAUUGUCCUGAUCUGGAGGCAACUGACAAUGAAGUUUGUCAAACCAUCACAGCCAGGCAAGUAAAGUGCUGGCCCUUGAAAGGCAAGCUGAAUGCCAGUAAACUCAGCAUGAAAUUUGCCAUCUUGCAUAAAAUAGGUGCAGCCAACUGGGUGCCUACAAAUCAUAAAUCAACUAUCUCCACAGGAUUGGGGAGAUUUAUUUAUGCUGUGGGAACCAAGACUGCUUUUGACUAUGGCAGGUACAUCUUUGAACAAACUUUAAAGCAUGCUGGUAGUUAUGCUGUCAAAGGACCAAUAGCCUUUCCCUCCCUCCUUUGUGGAAUCAUCCUUGCACAAUACCCUGAUAUCCUUGUGGCAAGAGAUACAGUCUGCAAAAGAGCUCCUGCCCUUGGCUUGCACUACAAACUGUUUCAGGGAUCUCAUGAUCCAGACAUUGUCAUAACAUCAGCUGAAACAUCGUCUGUGAAGACCCAGUCCAAGACAUCAGAUGUCAUAGCUGUUUUAAAAGAGACUUGCAAAGAGCUGGAUGCUAUGAAAAAGACCCUAGAAAUCCUAAUUGCCAGGCUAGAAAAGGAGGAAGCUGAAGAAAACAGAAGGGAAGAAGGUGUAGAAGCAACUAGCUCCUCUGAGUCUGAUGACAGUGCUUGA
Molecule: messenger RNA, 855 nt
Organism: Vicia faba (fava bean)
Lineage: Eukaryota; Viridiplantae; Streptophyta; Magnoliopsida; Fabales; Fabaceae
Source: the annotation of a GenBank genome assembly